This is a messenger RNA of Glycine soja, 969 nucleotides long. RefSeq names its product peroxygenase-like. The coding region runs from base 96 to 815 and encodes 239 amino acids. The record is from RefSeq and is a predicted model, not a curated record. Lineage: Eukaryota; Viridiplantae; Streptophyta; Magnoliopsida; Fabales; Fabaceae. The transcript is spliced from 6 exons. Gene Ontology annotation, molecular function: calcium ion binding; monooxygenase activity.
GGAGGAGGUGAAAAGGGAAAAGAAAAGCUGAGAAGAUAUAUACAUAUAUACGAGAGAGUGAGUAAUCGAGAAAGAGAAGAAGCAUAUAUAUCAAAAUGGCUGCAGAGAUGGAGAGGGAGUCAUUGAUAACUGAAGCUCCUAAUGCACCAGUUACUGCACAGAGAAGGGUCAGAAAUGACUUAGAAAAUUCUCUACCAAAACCAUACUUGCCAAGAGCAUUGAAAGCUCCUGAUACGGGUCACCCAAAUGGAACAGCAGGCCACAGGCACCACAACUUAUCUGUUCUUCAGCAGCAUUGUGCUUUUUUUGAUCAAGAUGACAAUGGAAUCAUUUACCCUUGGGAAACUUACAUGGGGCUGCGUUCUAUUGGAUUUAAUGUUGUUGCAUCUGUUAUUAUGGCUAUUGUUAUCAAUGUUGGAUUGAGUUACCCCACUCUACCUAAUUGGUUCCCUUCUCUCCUUUUUCCUAUCUACAUACACAACAUACACAAAGCAAAGCAUGGGAGUGACUCUGGAGUUUAUGACACAGAAGGACGUUAUGUGCCAGCAAAUAUUGAGAACAUAUUCAGUAAGUAUGCUCGUACAGUACCUGACAAGCUCACACUUGGGGAGCUCUGGGACUUGACAGAGGGAAACCGAAAUGCUUUUGACAUAUUUGGCUGGCUUGCAGCAAAAUUUGAAUGGGGGGUUCUGUACAUUCUGGCAAGGGAUGAGGAAGGUUUCCUGUCUAAAGAAGCUGUUAGAAGAUGCUUUGAUGGGAGCUUAUUUGAAUACUGUGCUAAAAUGCAUACUACUAGUGAUGCCAAGAUGAGUUGAAAUUGGAUUAUGCAGUGUGCAUAGUUACGUGUGAUGUGUCGUUUCUGUUAGACAUGUUAGUGGUGUAAUGUGAAAAAAUAGUAAAAAAAUAAACUUAUUAGGAACUCGUGGUCUGGGAUUGAUCAGCAUAAUAAAGAGUUUACUGUCUCUAGCA